UCACUGAUCUUUGAGAUGUCUGAGACUGCCGUACCUCAGCUGAAUGGAACAAGCACUCUAGGUUAGAGGGAAAGGGGACUAACUGGUAAUUCCAGGAAGAUCAGGCUCAUGGAGAUCACAGGGUGACUUGAAAGUAGCAAUCCCACUAGGGGCAAAUGUUAACUAGAAACUGGGGGGAAAGACUGGUUUGUAGGACAGGAGACAGCCACAGAGGGCUGAAGAGUAAGACUUAUGGCAAAGCUCAUAAGGCAAGAAAACGAAAAAGGGAGAUGAUAAAUGGAGGUGGUGUAGCCAUGGAAGGAAGUCUUAGAUUCUUGGCCUAGAAACAUACUUCAUUCAGUGCAUAAAUUAGAGUUUAUGGUAAAAAUAAGAUUUUGGGAGCUAUUGCCCUAAGCUUCUGCCUUUGAAUUCAGGGAUCUUAGAAGAACCAGGACAGGUAGGAGAAGGUGUCACCAUAUUCUAACUUACCCAGUGCCUGAUUUUUCCAAUGCCAGGAAAACAGGAGUACUCCAUUGUAAUGACAUAGCUCCUGUAGCCAGAAAAUCAAUUGCAGAAUUUCAGGCUCUGUAAAAAAAUCUUGAUAAAAGCAAGGUUUGUAUUCAACUGGACUUUCAAAAUACCUGCAUUGCUUUUCAGAUUAAUCCAUCUCUCUCCAAGAUGUCCUAUCAACAAAGCAAGCAGAAAUGCAAGCUCCCUGCCAAGUGCCUCCCCAAAUGUCCACCCAAGUGCCCACCACAGGCCCCUCAGGUUCCAGCUUCAUGCCCUGCUCCAUGCCCCCAUCCUGCCCCCUCCUGCUGUGCUCCCAGUUACUGUAUUUCUGGCUUUGGAGGCAACUGCUGUCUCAUCUCCUACCGGUUUCCACGAUUCUACCUGCGUCAGCCCCAGCAUUCCGGUGAGAGUGAGUCCUCAGGAUGUUCCAGUUGUUGCCAUGACUCAGGGGACUGCUGCUGACCUCCAAGUUUUGAGGAACUGAAGAACCACAGCCAAGGACCAGCCUCAAGUCAAUGCCUUUGCUCACUCUCACCCCCUUUCUUCCCUUUCAUGAACCAAGCUGCCUAGCUUUGCAGGUGAUAGGAUCCUCUCCU
Molecule: messenger RNA, 1085 nt
Organism: Loxodonta africana (African savanna elephant)
Lineage: Eukaryota; Metazoa; Chordata; Mammalia; Proboscidea; Elephantidae
Gene: LCE7A
Product: late cornified envelope 7A
Exons: 1
Coding region: 658-951 (97 amino acids)
Biological process (GO): epidermis development
Source: RefSeq, a predicted model, not a curated record